Messenger RNA from Nematostella vectensis (starlet sea anemone), 1782 nucleotides. Its product is annotated as histamine H2 receptor. The record is from RefSeq and is a predicted model, not a curated record. Bases 323 to 1618 code for a protein of 431 amino acids. Gene Ontology annotation, biological process: G protein-coupled receptor signaling pathway. Gene Ontology annotation, cellular component: membrane. Lineage: Eukaryota; Metazoa; Cnidaria; Anthozoa; Actiniaria; Edwardsiidae. Gene Ontology annotation, molecular function: G protein-coupled receptor activity. The transcript has a single exon.
AAGACUUGUAUAGUGCCUUUCCUCUACCGUUUUUUUUUUCUGUAAAGAAUAUGGAAUGAGGUAAACGGGAUGAACUGAGGGGACCAGCCAUAAAAAGCCAAAGAACAUCCAGUUGAGGUCAUAGGCCUAUCAACAUUCAAAUAUCUCUUUUUGCCUGGAAAGUGUCCCGCCCAAGCCGAAACCGAGCUAUCAAAAGCAUAACAAAAACGUGUUCUAUCUUCUGCGAUUCCAUUUUUUAAGUAAUCGUCGUUAGCUAAAGGCAACAUAUUCCUCUAUAAACGUAAGUUUAGUUGUUCGUUAAACUUCGGUACGAAGCAGUCGUAUGGACUAUAACAUUUUAGUAAGACGAAUUUUAUUAGAAAGUCUCUGUAUAUACCAAAAUUUUGCUUGGAAGCUAUAUAUUUUUUCUCUAACUCCACAGAAGUUGCUAAGAACUAUGGAAAACUCAACAUGCUCCCCUGGUCUCCUUGCAUGGCAUAACGCAUACGGUCCCGCGACUGGUAGAAUUAUCUCUACGGUAAUAGCAGUCAUCCACUGUGGGACUUGUCCCUUUACUUUCUCGCUGAACCUCCUUGUGAUACUUGCUCUUAUCAAGCAAUCCUCCCUACGAAGCAAGUCCAACACGAUCCUCGGGUGCCUGGCUCUGACGGACUUAUUGACAGGUCUGAUAACUCAACCGAUCAUCAUAGCCACUAACAUUACUCUACCGUAUUGCUACAGCCUUGCUAUCGAGUUGGGAGUCACCGUGAAACUGCUCGGCUCCGUGUCGCUGUACAAUGUGACGCUACUGAACAUUGAUCGGUAUAUAGCUAUGAAGAAGGCGUUCAGGUACCCGACAAUCGUCACAAACGAGCGCCUGGUCAUCGCUGAAAUCUCAUGCUGGGUCAUAGGCCUAGUUCAAGCCAUCGUGGACACAUAUUCGAGCUUGUUCGCCAUGGUGAUCAACUUGCUGACCUUUGCGUGUUUUUGUGUUUGUAUUUACUGUUGUUUUGAGGUGUGGCGAGUGAGUAGAAGGCACCAGAGAGCGAUCUUGAACCAACACCGUUCAGCAGGCAUGCCAAGAAGCACCCUCCAACAAGGCAAUACCAAUUUCCUCUUCAUCGUUAUCACCGCCCUUUUGAUCGUCUCCUGGCUACUGCUGGUGGUCGUCAGGUUGUCAGACCAACACGAUACGCUGCUGAGACCGAUUGCCUCCACUCUUGUUGUUCUCAACUCAUUCUUCAACCCAAUUAUAUAUGCAUUCAGAAAUCGAUUUUUCAGGGAGGCAUUCAAAGAACUUCUAUGCCCCCGGGCAAGAGCAGUACACCCCAUUGCAAGUUUUUCAAAACCUGUAGUGUUUUUUUGUGACUUUACUAAAACAACAAGAUCCAGUGACCGUCUAUCUAUCGCUUUAAAGCCAUUCGAAGAGAUUCCUUCAAGUUCUUCAAAAGCUGUAAUUAUUUUCCUUGACCAAAUCAACACCACACUGCCCCUUUAUCAACCGCCAUUUGAAGAAACUACAGUGCUUACCAAACUCUCGUUAGAAAGUUUGAAGAAACUACUGUCACAGGAAGGUAAAAGUUUACUGGCAAUUAUAUUAUUUAAAGAAAAAAAAAAUAAGUAUGGAGAAUGUUGCUGAAAAAAAAUAUUUAUGAUGAAAAUUCAAGUCAUUUUUGUCCAUAGAAGGCUUAAACGACGCCUUAUGUAAGAUUUGCUUAGUUACGCCUUGAGCUCUCAAUAAUAAAUCAUAAAAUGGUGUAAUCUUACUUUACAUUUUAUUAAAUAAAACCCUAAUCAAUAAUA